Molecule: messenger RNA, 1226 nt
Organism: Solanum tuberosum (potato)
Lineage: Eukaryota; Viridiplantae; Streptophyta; Magnoliopsida; Solanales; Solanaceae
Product: auxin-induced protein PCNT115-like
Exons: 6
Coding region: 31-1080 (349 amino acids)
Cellular component (GO): cytoplasm
Source: RefSeq, a predicted model, not a curated record
UCUCUGUUUUUUUCCCUCUUUCAUUCAUCAAUGGCUGCAGAAGGAAUUAAAAAAGUGCCAAGAAUGAAGAUGGGCUCACAAGGCCUUGAAGUAUCAGCUCAAGGGCUGGGCUGUAUGGGUAUGUCUGCAUUUUAUGGGCCCCCAAAACCUGAUGAUGAAAUGAUCAAACUUAUUCACCAUUCCAUUAAUUCUGGUAUCACUUUUCUUGAUACUUCAGAUAUAUAUGGGCCUUACACAAAUGAAAUUCUCAUAGGGAAGGCUUUGAAGGGAGAGACGAGAGAACGAGUUGAGUUGGCAACAAAGUUUGGAAUUAAUGCUUCUGCAGAUGGAAAAAUAGAAAUAAUUGGAGAUCCCUGCUAUGUUAGAGCUUCAUGUGAAGCCAGCUUAAAGCGACUUGAUGUUAACUGCAUCGAUUUAUACUAUCAACAUCGGAUCGAUACACGUGUGCCAAUUGAAAUCACAAUGGGAGAACUUAAGAAGCUAGUCGAAGAGGGUAAAAUAAGAUACAUAGGUCUCUCUGAGGCUUCAGGCUCGACGAUCAGGAGAGCACACGAAGUUCAUCCAAUAACAGCAGUACAGUUAGAAUGGUCCCUAUGGUCGAGAGAUGUAGAGGAAGAAAUAAUUCCUAUUUGCAGGGAGCUUGGAAUUGGAAUUGUAGCAUAUAGUCCCUUAGGUAAAGGGUUUUUGUCAUCAGGUCCAAAGCUGCUCGAGGAUCUGUCAAAUGAAGACUUUCGGAAGCAUAUACCAAGGUUUCAAGCUGAGAAUCUCGAGCAUAACAAGAUCUUAUACAAGAGAAUUUGUCAAAUGGCAACGAAGAAGGGAUGUACGCCAUCUCAACUAGCCUUAGCCUGGGUACAUCACCAAGGAAAUGACGUGUUCCCCAUCCCAGGUACUACUAAGAUCAAAAACCUCGAACAGAACAUCGAAGCUCUGUACAUUAAGUUAACAAAUGAAGACAUGGUGGAGCUUGAAUCCAUUGCUUCAGCUGAUGCAGUGAAAGGUGAAAGAGAUGCUUCUAGUGCAAGUACUUAUAAAAACUCUGAUACUCCACUUUUGUCAACUUGGAAUGCUGCGCGAUAAAAUUUCGCGUAGUUUCUUAGUUAAGGUGUCUUGAUAUAUACUCGUGUUGAAAAUAGUUAACUUAAAUGUUAAAAUUAUAUAGAUGAUUUAGCAUCUAUGUUUAUUUGUAUUUUGUGUUAGUGAAAUGUGAGUCUUUUUGUAAGUCA